AUGCCUUCGUCUCCUUUCAUCUUUUUUUAUUUUGCAGAUUUCAGCCUAAAAUGCAUUAAAGAUAAAUGGAUCCCAAUUACCGUUACUGUUGUCAUCACAGCAUUGAUCAUCACCAUAAUUGCACUGGCGGCAAAGAAGACUCCCCCCUGCCCAAGCUGCCUGCGCCACAUCACUGCUGCGUGCCCGGGUGGCUGGGUGGGAUACCAAGGGAACUGCUACUACUUCUCAGAGACUGAAGGGAACUGGAGCGCCAGCCAGAGCCACUGCUCUUCCCUCAACGCCUCCCUGGCUUCCAUUGACUCCCUGCCGGAGCUGAAUUUCAUGCUGCGCUAUAGUGGGAUCCCUUACCGCUGGAUUGGCCUCCAUAGGGAACAAGGCCAGGGCCAGCCGUGGAAGUGGACCAACGGUACCAUAUUCAACAACCU
Molecule: messenger RNA, 425 nt
Organism: Terrapene triunguis (Three-toed box turtle)
Lineage: Eukaryota; Metazoa; Chordata; Testudines; Emydidae
Product: C-type lectin domain family 2 member E-like
Exons: 3
Source: RefSeq, a predicted model, not a curated record